AUGAAGGAUGUACCUUGUGCAUCUGUUGUUGGGAGCUUGAUGUACGCUCAAAUGUGCACAAGGCCUGACAUUAGCUUUGCAGUUGGAAUGCUCAGAAGAUAUCAAAGUAAUCCAGGAAUGAUUCACUGGAAGGCUACAAAGAAAGUUCUAAGAUACUUACAAGGAAUGAAAGAUUACAAGCUUGUGUGUCGAAGAUACAAGAAAGUCCACAUUUGGCUAUGUAUACUUGCUAAUCGAGGAGCAAUUUCAUGGAAGAGUGUGAAGCAGUCAAUAAUUGCUGCAUCCACUAUGGAAGCUGAAUUUGUAGCUUGCUUUAAGGCAAUAGUUCAGGAAAAUUGGUUGCGGAAUUUUAUUUCAGGACUUGGAAUAGUAGACAGUAUCGCCAAGCCGCUGAAAAUUUAUUGUGAUAAUUCCGCAGUUGUCUUCUUCUCUAAGAAUGAUAAGUAUUCCAAGGGUGUUAAGCAUAUGGAAUUGAAAUACUUUGCUAUUAAAGAAGACGUACAAAAACAAAAUGUGUCAAUUGAACAUAUUAACACCGAUUGUAUGAUAGCAGAUCCUUUGACGAAAGGAUUGCCACCCAAAACAUUUAUUGGUCAUGUUGAAAAGAUGGGCAUUAUUGAAUAUUAA
Messenger RNA from Malania oleifera, 627 nucleotides. RefSeq names its product secreted RxLR effector protein 161-like. Lineage: Eukaryota; Viridiplantae; Streptophyta; Magnoliopsida; Santalales; Ximeniaceae. The transcript has 2 exons. Bases 1 to 627 code for a protein of 208 amino acids. The record is from RefSeq and is a predicted model, not a curated record.